Messenger RNA from Amphibalanus amphitrite, 4794 nucleotides. Its product is annotated as polycomb protein SCMH1-like. The transcript has 13 exons. Gene Ontology annotation, cellular component: nucleus. NCBI's taxonomy places the organism in Eukaryota, Metazoa, Arthropoda, Thecostraca, Balanomorpha, Balanidae. Gene Ontology annotation, molecular function: protein binding. The coding region runs from base 528 to 2708 and encodes 726 amino acids. Gene Ontology annotation, biological process: regulation of DNA-templated transcription. The record is from RefSeq and is a predicted model, not a curated record.
ACUUUAAGUCAUCCUUCAACUACUGCAAUAAAAAAGUAUAAUAAUAUUGAAAAAAAGUAAGACGUAGCUCCAAGGCUAUAUAAACCCGUAGCUCCACGACCGCGCAGUGUGCAAGCGGCCGAAUUACUGUGAGAAAAAAACUGGGUGUUCGUAAAGUACUCACUGAAAAAUGAGAUCACAAAACUUUUCCUCUAAUUGGUAAAUGCUUUGCUUUCUCGAUUUUGAUUGGACAGUUUUUGCUGUUAUGCACAAAAUGGUAUGCGUUUAGAAUACAAUUAUUGAAGUUUAGGCGGAAUGCGGCAUUGCAUGGCGCAGAUGUUGCGCUGUUUGGGGCGUCUUUUCGAUUAUUUUAUGGAAUAGGUUGGCACGGAAUCUCGAAUUAAUAAUCAGUUUUGUGAAUAGUCGAUGAUUCAGAGCUGAUUCAAGACUGAGUAAUGCUGCCUUUUAUUCCCUGAGUGGUUUUCUGGCCAUUUGCAUUUGAAUAAGUGUGAAGCAUAUGCGCAGAGCCCGAGACUUAAAAAUUCAGCAUGUUACCUGUGAAAGGGGUGUCUAGAGGAGCUAAGAAUAAGGUCUGCAACUGGUGUCUAGAGACCAAGACAUCACUCAAGUAUGUUCUUCCCACUCAGACAAGCAAGAAGGACUUUUGUUCAGAGCUAUGUUUGUCUGAAUACAGGAAGGCUUAUAACAAGAGCGCCUGUGUCCACUGCGAUGACGUGGUGCGCGGUGAGCCGGUGCGCGAACAGACGGACGCCGGCCGCUCUCUGCUGUUCUGCUCGGCCGACUGCCGGGCCCGGCACCAGGCGGCGUCACCCUCCUCCACACUGACCGCCGGAACCGGCAACGGUACCACACACAAACGAGGUCACCGUCCGUCGAUGGCGUCGAUGGCGAUCGCCGAGGCGAUCCAGCAGUUCGACUGGGAAGAGUACCUGCGAGAGACCGAGAGUAAGCCGGCGCCGCAGGCGUGCUUCAAGCAGCGCCACACGCCGCCCGCCAACGAGUUCCAGCCCGACAUGAAGCUGGAGGCGCUCGACCCGCGCAACGUGACCUCGACCUGCAUCGCCACCGUGGUGGGCGUGCUGGGGCCGCGGCUGAGACUGCGGCUGGACGGCGGCGACAACAAGAACGACUUCUGGCGGCUGGUCGACUCGAACGAGAUCCACCCGAUCGGCCACUGCGAGAAGAACGACGGCAUGCUCCAGCCGCCGCUCGGGUUCCGUAUGAACGCCUCCUCGUGGCCCAUGUUCCUGCUCAAGACGCUCAACGGCGCAGAGAUGGCGCCCGAGAAGGCCUUCAAAAAGGAGCCGCCCACCCCGAGCAGAAACUACUUCGAGGUCGGCAUGAAACUGGAGGCCGUCGACAAGAAGAAUCCGCAGCUCAUCUGCGCGGGCACCGUCGGCGCGGUGACGGGCGAGAUGAUCCACAUCACGUUUGACGGGUGGCGCGGCGCGUUCGACUACUGGUGCCGGUACGACUCGCGCGAUAUAUUCCCCGUCGGCUGGUGCAACCGCAGCGGACACCCCCUCCAGCCGCCCGGACAGAAAACGGCGGCCGUCAGCGCGCGGUACAAGGCCGCGCGACUCAGCGCGCCCCUGCCCACACCGCUCAGCACCGGCCAGAGUAACGGGGAGAGGGAGAGCGGGGCGGCGUCCCCGUCCCCGGCCCCGGCCAGCACGGCGGCGGCCGCGGCCAGCUCGCCGUCCAAACCGCCGGCCAUCACCGUCACAGAGCCGGACACGUCCUGUGCCGACUCCCGGGUGGCGCAGAGCUCACCCACAGUGUGUGUGUACGUGAACCACGGCUGCACGUGCGGCCCGUACCUGGACGGCUCGCGGGUCACCCAGCUCCCAGAGCGGUUCGGGCCGGGUAACCUGAACCGCGUGCUGCGGGAGUGUGUACAGGCGUGUGUGGACGCCGCCCAGAGACCGGUCAAGGUGCUGGGUCUGUUACCGACCGGCGACGGCAAGGUGCACAUCACAGCCGGCUCCGGGUCUGCCAACCCUCCCACCGUGCGGCUGCCGGCCAUGGAGAAGGUGACGCAGCUCUGGGCCUUCCUCGAGAACCUCGUCGAGGAGCUCAUGUGCUGUGAGAACUUCUUCACGGCCCAGCCGCUGCGCGGAGGCUGCAGCAAGUGCACCAAGGCCACGCUGAAGGCUGGGGGCGGCGGGGGCGGCACGACGCCGGCCCGCGCGGCCGCCGCCACCCGGCGUCAGACGCGCUCACCCGAACAGUCCCAGGAGCCUCCGGCGCCGCGGCGCGCCAACAAGCGCCGCUGGUCGUCCAACAGUUCGGACUCGCGCGCCUCGCGGCCCCGCUCCAGCACCCCCGAGACGCCGCCAGAGGAGCCGCCGCGAGCCAAGGCCCGGGAGACGACCGUCUGCGAGCCGGCGCCCGCUGCUGUGUCUGAGGAGGAGGAGGCGGCCACGUCCACCUCCGAGGCGGCCUCGCGCGGCGCCCUGCUCUCCGCCGACCCCAGCACCUGGAGCAUCGAUGACGUCAUCCACUUCAUAUCGCAGCAUGACGUCACAUUGGGCCAGUACGCCGAGCUGUUCCAGAGACAUGAGAUUGACGGCAAGGCGUUGCUCCUGCUGAAGUCAGACAUGAUGAUGAAAUACAUGGGUCUGAAGCUGGGCCCGGCGCUCAAGAUCUGCAACAUCAUCGCCAAGAUCCAGGGCGGCCGUCUGCGCCGGCACGGCUCGCUGUCGUAGGCCGGCGGCGGCGCCUGCUCCAAGUACCUGCACUGACCUCCGGGGGUGAGCUGUGGUGGCCUCCGAGGGUGAGGGGGAUGGCCCGGCGUCAGGCCGGUGUGAAGACAGUUCGAGUGGAGACGGACAGACGGGACGUGUGUUAGUGAGUGAAGUGUGUGGUGCGGUGAGUUUGGAGGGUGGUGAAACGGAGACCGACAGUGGUGGCUGACGGGACGUGCCGUCAGAGUGGGACACUGAGCAGCGGUGGGAGGAUAAGCGGUCACAGCUCGGCGUGGUGUUAAUGUUGCCGCCGAGCGAGCCGCUGGAGCGACACCGACGCACCCACCACCGGACAGCGAACCAGUCCGGUGGGCAACCACCUGAUCGGUUAGGGGUCUGCGCAGCACUGCAGUAAAUAUGUGACGGCGGUCUCACACCACCGGUAUUGAAACUACUGCAGUGGACUCUGGAGCCUGACCUCUGCUUGAUGAGCCGUGCGGUUGUUCCCUCACGAACUCGGUCAGUAUCGGUGGACGGGCCGGAGUAAGGGUAAGGCUGGGCGCCUGGAACUGGUAGGUGACGGUGCGGGGAGCCGGCGGCAGAGAGCGGGCGGCCAGGACAGCCGCAGGUAGCGGGCUGUCCCCCCGCCCUGCUCCGCCGUAUGUAUACCAGCGCGCCGCUCCCGCUGUGUGCUGGGGGUCACCUGUGAGCCGGUUAUCUGUGCCUUUUUGAGUUAUUUUAUGUGUAGUUGCACCUCAGUUACCGACCUGUUAGUGGCUGCCAGUGCCGCACUCCAGCCCACCAAUAGUGAUUCACUCGGACCUCUCCGCAAAUGCAUAUACAUUUUAUUUAAGCAUCUCAUCCAUCCUCACACCCCGCCUCGAAUGGCUGAGCCUGCACCGUUGAUCCGUGUUGUAGUCUCUACUGGCGCGGGCCUCCAGAUCAUAUGCGUCAGCCCUGUGCCAGCGAGCACUUUUGCCCAUCGCUUCGUUUGCUUGUGCUGACGGCCGAGUCGGUAUUUAGUUGCGUAGAAGCGUCUCUGUGGAUGUUCUGGGAUUUUCUGUUUGGUUAGUAUCCGUUUACGGGUUAGACAGUAGAGCCGUUGAUCCCCGGUCACUGACAGGCGUGCCGGGAGAAGGUACUGGUGUGGGGUUUCCGGGCUGGUUUGGUUUUCGGUUUCCAGAGUCUGCUCUGAGGGUUUGGUUAGUUUUGUGAUGGACCGGCGCUGAAGAAAGUGCCGGUCGUGUUUUGAACUGUAAGACGUUCUGCCUGGACCUGAUGAUCGCUGUGAUGAGUGCUAAACGUAAGGUAGCGGCAAGUGUUCGGCCUGGGCCUGAUUCCACGAUUUGUGUCAUCUGUUUUGAAUUCGUUUUCGAUGCGUCGACGGAAUAAUUCCUGAUUUUGUGAUGAAAGGUAACCAUGUGAUCCAAAGUGUCGACCAGAAAUGGCAUUGGUCGUUUUACUUUUAAGCGUAUCAUUCUCAAUGUCUUCGUUAGAUCAAAAGCUGAUUCGGGAGUCCUACCCUGUACCUUCGCAGUGGAGAUCAUGUCAAGAACACUGGUCCCUCUCAUAAUUCGUAAAGUAAAAAGUACAGACGCGCUUAGGUUGGGUCAUAGACGUAGCGAUCGUUGAUAGUGAGAAGCGUCGUUAUUUUUGUAUGACUGUAGCGCUGAUUUGGACGAGGCUGUGAGACUGAGGGAAUGUCGCGAUGUGGGUGUGUGCGUCACAGGAUUCGCUUUGGCCGCCAUAUCAGGUGGCUCCGUCGCGGCGCUGUGGACACGCGCGCCUGUUAUCGUUACAAAUGUGCCGGCUGUGCGCCCGUGCGCGCCUGUGUGUAAGUGUGUGUGGCCGCGCUGUGCGGAUCUCAGGGUGCGGGGCCGGGCGGUGCCAGCAGUACAACUCACUGAGGCCGGCCGAUCACACCUCAGCCGGCGCCGGCCGACGGCCCCGAGCGACCUGAACUGUACAUAUGUUAUCGUUUGGCGAGCGCAGACAGUGCAGAAAUACCUUGGAGACGUAGCGUUAGCGUAGAUGGCAAGACCAGCGCGGACAUAGAGGCCCAGAACUAUUGCAGGUGAUGAAAAUGAAAAUAAAGGUCGAUACCACC